Messenger RNA from Erpetoichthys calabaricus (reedfish), 1950 nucleotides. It is a transcript of the gene c10h20orf96, whose product is annotated as chromosome 10 C20orf96 homolog. The transcript has 11 exons. Bases 137 to 1255 code for a protein of 372 amino acids. NCBI's taxonomy places the organism in Eukaryota, Metazoa, Chordata, Cladistia, Polypteriformes, Polypteridae. The record is from RefSeq and is a predicted model, not a curated record.
UCUUUCAGAAACGUCACCUCUUGAAGUCUUGGCCGACUUCUCACUUUUUCUUGCGGCGAACUCUUGUCCCAGCCUAGCGCUGACUUUUCCCACUGGCCUCUACCACAGCAUCUCGUCUGGACGGCGCUUCUCUGUCAUGGAGUCUUCAUCCAGUAACUUUAUGCUUUCUUUGAGGAGGGAUUUGGCUGCUGUGAAUUACAGUCAGUGGGAACAUCGGAGCAAAAGGCACCAAGAGAAGAAGCACCUGGGGACAAGAGCAAAGCUUCCUCCUCUUCAGAGGCCUCCUAUGAUCGAUAGUUCAAGGGCGUCCAGCAGGACUCCACUGCCUUCCAGAUCAGACAGCACUCGGCCCAACACAAGUAGUGCAUUGCGGUCAGCUUGCUCCUCUCGAUGCCAUCAUUUGGACAGUUUGAACGAAGAUAAUAAUGGACCUCUUGAAAGGAAUGAUGAUGCUGUCAAUAUUCUAAAGAUACUGACCAAGGCCAGGAGGCAGGCAGUUCUCGAGUAUGAGACACACUGUGCCACCCUACAAAGCUCGAAUCGACAGUUAAUGGAGUGGAUUGAGAAUAUGGAGCAAGAUUCCGCUACGAAGGCGCGAAAAGAGAUACUACAGCAUAGCAAACUGGGGAACUCCAUUUCAGCCUUAAAGUGUUGGACUCAAAGACAGAGAGAAGGAGCCAUAGCUGACCUGGAAAGCAAAGCUGCCACCACCAAGGAGGACCUGAGAGUACUUGAGGAGCGCCUUAGGGCUCUGAAUGCAAACAUCCUAGAAGCACGAGAAGAGCUGCACACCCUGCAAACCUAUGAGGAAAGCCAGCGCCCUGAAAAAACCCAGAGGAUUUUGGAGCUUGAGGAGGAUGUUGCGCAGAAGAGGCGGGCUCAGCAGAAGGAAGAACAAGGCAUUGAGAUGGUGGCUGAGGCAGAAGUGGCCAAACUGGACGAGUCCUCUCAAAGGGAGCAGAAGCAGCUCCUGGCUUUGAUUGCAAAGACCAAGAUAUCAUCUAUGCCACGUGAAGUAACACAAAUGGCCUUAAUGAACUCCUCUAUGAAGAGACAGAUUGACAUCUACAAACAUAUGACCAGAGCACUAGAACUUGAAAAUGAUGAACUGGAGAAAGCUGUUGCAAUGCUGCUACAAAGUAGAGUAGACCCGCGACAGGAGAUUUUUAGUGACAUCCCACUUAGAAUAACAAGAUGCACUCCAGACAUGGAUGUUGUACUGGACAUUCCCAUAGAAGAACAGCUUCCUAUCUAGCCUGGCUCUCUUCUUAUCAUGGGCAACGUACACUCAUAGUGUGAAAGGAAAUGGACAAAGUGGAUUUUGGGUCAGCACAUCCCCACAGCUACCAGACAAAAGAGUACCAUGUGCUGUUUUCAUUAGGCCUAAGUGCAGGGGAUGAGGUUAAAACAAAUGGCAGAGCUCCCUGAUGUUAAUGAGACCCAUGCACAAAUCCCUGUUUAUGCAGCUCAUCCAGUCACAUAUAAAGGUUGCAGUGUCAUUAAUGACUUCAACUUGAUGAUCCUGCCAAAACUGCUGAGGUCAUUGCAUUGGCAAUAAUGAUUUUAUUAUGGGAUUGCUCAAGCGAACUGUGUGAAGAUAUCUAAUCACAAUGACGUUUCAGAAGGUCUGGCAGAAAGCCCUAUGGCAUCAAUAGUCCUCUCUUGUCUUGUUAUGUCUGUCAUUUAUCGCAUUUGGCAGCAAUACCCCUGUAAGUGGCUGGUACACUCUCACCCACGGGGCACCAUUUGAGUUUAAAUGUUUACAUUUCUAAACCUACAGAGCCACGGGGAUGGGAUGUUAUGCUGUGUACGAAUCUGAAAAAUUGGCUCAGCUUUAGAGUGCAUGUGUGACGCCAUGGCUAUGUUCUUGUUUAUUAUUAUCAGUGCUGUGCGCAUCUGUAUUAUAACACUUGUGCAAUUUGUGUUGUAAUAAACAGACACUAAAAAGCA